ACAGACUGAAGUGUAGCUAUGAUGGAUAUCUAAUGAUUUUACCUUUGUUUUGUUUUUUCCGUGGCAAUGCUCCUGAGUCCGCAGUCCUCUGGAUUCACGCCUGGCUUCACACAAAAUUGCGGAAGACGGAAAAACCCCGCUCAAUUAUGGAGAUGUUUCCGCUGCUUGGCCCUCAUGACGGCUUAUUUACCAGAGCCAACGACUGGCGAGAACGAACGAGGCGCGAGUCAUACGAGUGUGCGCGAGGGUCGCGCGUGCAGACUACAGUUUACUGGUAACAGCUUGAGACGAAGCACACAGCUGUGUGAAUUCACCUUUGUCUGUCGUUUAUGGCUCGAUAUAUGGGAUGAGGAAUUGAGACAUUAAAGGAAUCGCAACGUGAGUGAAAAUGAUAGAAAGGAGGAUAAAACCUCGCGCGAGAGCAAGCGAAAUCUAACGCUAUUCUGACAGCUCUCUCACAAAGACCACUGCGAAGGAAUGCAGAGCAAUGCUUUGAACUUGAAAGACCACCAACGCUUCGUUUGCAAGAACCAGAGCAGAAUUUGCAGGAUAAACAUGCAGCGGGUGAAAAACGGGCAGAAAUCUGGCUGAGUGGAUCUGGGGUGUGCUGAAGAGCUUCUUUCGCAUCUUUGUUUGGAAGCGUUUGCAAAAACUUCCACAAUGGCUCUGGUCAUGGAACCUGUGAGCAGGUGGUCAACCAGCCAGGUGGUCGACUGGAUGAAAGGUUUGGAUGACUGUCUGCAGCAGUACAUUAAGAACUUUGAGCAGGAAAAGGUGGGUGGUGAACAGCUGUUGAGAAUCACCCAUCAGGAGCUCGAGGAUCUGGGCGUCUCUCGAAUCGGCCACCAGGAACUCAUUCUGGAGGCUGUGGACCUGCUUUGCGCACUGAACUAUGGACUAGAGACAGAGAACCUGAAGACUCUGACCCAUAAGCUGAAUGCGUCAGCCAAGAACCUGCAGAACUUCAUAACAGGCCGGCGGAGGGGUGGUCACUAUGAUGGCAGAGCCACACGAAAACUUCCUAAUGACUUUCUGACCUCUGUAGUGGACCUCAUUGCUGCCGCCAAGAGCCUGCUGGCUUGGUUGGAUAGGUGUUAUUUCUUCAUCAGGUCUCCGUUCGCUGCCGUGGCAGACUACUCCAUGACCAGGAAUAAUGUGAUUCAGCUGUGUCUGGAGUUGACCACAAUAGUUCAGCAGGAUGGCACAGUGUAUGAGACAGAAAAUAAGAUACUGCAUGUGUGUAAGACACUGUCAGGCGUGUGUGACCACAUCAUUUCCCUUUCUUCGGACCCCAUGGUGUCCCAGGCCGCCCAUCUGGAAGUGGUGCAGUUGGAUAACAUAAGGUCCACAGAAGGACUGGGCAUGUACAUCAAAUCAACAUAUGAUGGCCUACAUGUCAUCACGGGCACUACAGAGGGAGUGAGUGAUUACCGCUGUAAGAAAAUCCAUGCUGGUGAUGAGGUCAUACAGGUCAAUCAUCAGACAGUGGUGGGCUGGCAGCUGAAGAACCUAGUAAACUCUUUACGUAGCAAUCCUGCGGGUGUGACCCUCACGCUAAAGAAACGACCUCAAAGCACUCUCACGUCAGCCCCAGCCUUACUCAAGAACAUGAGAUGGAAGCCCCUCGCCCUGCAGCCCAUCAUUCCUCCCAGCCCCAGCAGUGGUGUGGCCACACCAUCCAGCACCCUCAGCACCCCAUCCAGACGGGACAGCUGCGCUCUACAGGACCUCUUCAUCCCCCCUCCCCCAGAUGACCCAUAUACACCCAGAGACGACAUAGGAAAUCUGACCAGCAACUUCCAGCAGGCUGCUAAAGGUUCUGAUUCGCCCAACUCCUUCCUGGAUCAGGAGUGCCGGAGGCGAUUCCCUCUGUUAGAUGAGGAUGCGGUCCUGUACUGUUACGAGUAUGAUCAGAAUCAGGGCCCUCCACCCGUACGAAGGGACAGCACUCCUACAUAUGGACGGCUGAGGCCUAUUUCUAUGCCUGUGGAAUAUAACUGGGUUGGAGACUAUGAAGAUCCCGCCAAGCUGAAGAAAGAGAUCAGAAGAGAAAACUCCCUGCUGCGAUAUGUGAGUGAGGACAAGGCGGGAACAGAGGAGUACCACACUGGACGUCGCAGCAGUCGGCGUAGUAGAAGGAAGAGUGAGAAGGGUGUUAGCCCCGCCCACUACGCCCUAGUCCCCACCCUUCAGAUGGACAUGCUGCAGCAAGACUCCCUGGCCACACCCACAUCUGAAACAUCAUCUGUCUAUCUUUAAUUUGAUUUAUUGUCCAUGCUUUCCCGGUCUAAGAAAGUGAAGUUAAGAGCUGGAUCCCUGCCCUCCAUUAGUAAGCGGCGAAUCUCCUGCAGGGACUUGGGUCAGGGUGAUUGUGAGGGCUGGCUCUGGAAGAAGAAGGAUGCAAAGAGUUACUUCUCUCAGAAAUGGAAGAAAUACUGGGUUGUGCUGAAAGAUGCCUGCCUAUAUUGGUACACCAAUGAAGAGGAUGAGAAAGCAGAGGGCUUUGUCAGCCUGCCUGAGUUCAACAUUGAUCAGGCAAACGAAUGUCGCAAAAAGUUUGCUUUUAAGGCUUGCCAUCCUAAAAUCAAAAGCUUCUACUUUGCUGCGGACAACAUGGAUGAUAUGAAUAGGUGGCUCAGUCGACUGAACAUGGCGGCAACAGCUCACUCGGAGCAGAAGAGGAUUCGACAGGAUCACGAAUGAUGGUGUUGGUGUGAUGUUGAGGACGCUGAUCACAUGUCCUCAACACCCAAACAGGAUAGCCCUCCACCUCCAUAUGACACUUACCCUCACUCCACCUCGGCAAGUCCGUUCCAGGAGUCCCAACACAUCCGCCCACCCUCCGUGGAGACCAUCCAGUCCCGCUCCCCGCUCUCUGAGAAACAGGGGGGCAGUGUGAGCAGCGCAAGCUCCCCUGGCAGAAAGUCUGCCAGCCAGCGGCGUUCGUGGCAGGACCUCAUCGAGACGCCCCUCACUAGCUCUGGCCUCCAUUUCCUGCAGACACUGCCAUUGGACGACUCUGUGUUCAUUGACCCCAGUCGAGGCAUGCCCGUCGAGCUCCGCCGCCAGUCGACGCUCCCCGCCCAGCACGGACUGCCCCCAGAGCACUACGUCCCGCCCAUUACACCCACCCAGCCCAGCCAAAAGCCCUUCACAGGUUUAGGAAGAGGAGAGGGAUUAGAAGGUGGUGGAGUAGGAAGCAAGCACCGCAGUUUCACCUUGCCCCGUGACAGUGGUCUUCAUGCCAUCCUGGCUGCCACCAAUGCAGCUGAACACGCAGAUGCACAGCGCUACCACCUGAGCCGGGCCCAUGCCAGAGACACAGGUCCAGAGCGGGAGCGCAGGCACCAGGCUGACUCGUUGGGGGAUUUGUACAGGGCUCUGGAGAGGACUAAUCUAUCGCCUGUCAAUGAGCACAGGUCCUCUUCUCGAUUAGAGUACAAGCGAUCAUUCGUCCGCCGCUGCAAUGAUCCGUUACUUAAUGAAAAGCUGCACCGCCUGCGAAUCCUUCAGAACUCAUUCAAGGACAUCCCACUUCAAGAGGCAGAGACUAAGAUCAUCCAUCGGGAUGUGUAGCCAGAGAUGCAGAGACACAGCAGGGCACAGCACCAGUCAUUUCAGCCAGAUCUGCUAAAAAAGCUCUUCUCUCUUUCCCUGGAGGGUUCUUCGUAGUUUCUUUUAUCAAACAUCUACGUCUUUCCUAAGGAAUAUUUCUCACUCUUUUACUCUUUUUUUUGUUGCAGCAUUCAUGAUUUUCCUCUUGUUGCACUCACUUUCUUUGCUUUAUGUUAUUGCACAUUCUAAUUUUGGCAUUAUUUUGUAUGUAAAGUUCUUUUCUCUUGAAUUAUUUGUGUUCGUUAUAAUGACUUUGGCCUCCAUCAGAGACCAAAUAACUGCACUUCCAAUGAAUUCUACCCUACAGUAGUCUGUCAUGGCUGAAAAACAAAUUUAGGGAAAGAAUAAAACUACUGAUAUAGAAAUGAUUUUGUUCUAAAUCUGAUUUGCAUGGCCAUUGUCUGGUUAAUAGAUUUUUUUUGUCUGUGAUGUGUCUUAACUGAGAGUGUUAAUUCCAGCUUCACUGAAACUAACAUUUUUCAAUGGUAAAUGUAACUAUGAGUGUAAGAGAAGGAUUGACAGGAUGCAAUGAUUGCGUGUCUGUGUUAGGGUGUGUUGAAAGCCUAGGUUUGUUGUAUAUAAUGUAUGUUGUAAUAUUCUGACCGUUUGCACCCUAGCAGCAAGGUUCUUGCAAUAAUGUUGAACUAAAACGAUUAAUUAGUUUAACACUGUCUAUUUUUGUAAGCAUGAUAUUUAUUGAGAUGUUUGUACAUUGUUUUGUAUGCUCAAUUAUGUGUUAUCUGAAGAUAACUGCAAGUGUAAAUUCCUUUUCAUGUGUUCCUGAAAAAUCUUUAACAAAAUGAAACUUUCAUGUGAAAGUGCCAGUGUUCUAGUAUCUCCAAAAAAGUAAUUUUAUCAAUAAAUUGUUUGAUGUUUUGACAUUA
Messenger RNA from Cyprinus carpio (common carp), 4499 nucleotides. Its product is annotated as connector enhancer of kinase suppressor of Ras 2b. Gene Ontology annotation, molecular function: protein binding. The transcript is spliced from 23 exons. Gene Ontology annotation, biological process: regulation of signal transduction. Gene Ontology annotation, cellular component: cytoplasm; membrane. The record is from RefSeq and is a predicted model, not a curated record. NCBI's taxonomy places the organism in Eukaryota, Metazoa, Chordata, Actinopteri, Cypriniformes, Cyprinidae.